AUGUUUAGAUCGUUAACAAGAAGUUUCCGAGCAUAUUACCCUGCCCUUCGCUCUCUUUCCAGAACUACGCGGUGGCAACAGUUGAAACCAGUAUAUCCAGUGAGUAAAUUUUCCAGAAGUUUCCAGACUACAUCAUUUGCACAGCAUGGCCACUUGAAACCACCGAAGAAGGGAGAGGAACUUCACAUAACAUUCAUCCUUAAAGAUGGAACACAGAAGACAUUUGAGGUUGCUGAGGGAGAUAGUAUUCUGGACAUUGCACAGGCCAACGGCUUGGACAUGGAGGGCGCUUGUGGUGGUUCUUGUGCCUGCUCUACCUGUCAUGUGAUAGUGGAUCCGGACUUUUAUGACGAAAUUCCAGAACCUGAUGAUGAUGAAAAUGAUAUGUUAGAUCUUGCUUUUGGUUUAACUGAAACUUCGAGACUAGGCUGUCAGGUUCGAAUGACUAAAAAGUUGGAUGGAAUAAGAGUUGCUCUUCCUGCUAUGACAAGGAACAUGCAGAUGAAAGACUUCAAAAAGGAAUGA
This is a messenger RNA of Brettanomyces bruxellensis, 525 nucleotides long. RefSeq names its product mitochondrial matrix iron-sulfur protein (gene YAH1). Bases 1 to 525 code for a protein of 174 amino acids. Gene Ontology annotation, molecular function: 2 iron, 2 sulfur cluster binding. Lineage: Eukaryota; Fungi; Ascomycota; Pichiomycetes; Pichiales; Pichiaceae. Gene Ontology annotation, biological process: P450-containing electron transport chain; positive regulation of oxidoreductase activity. The transcript has a single exon. The record is from RefSeq and is a predicted model, not a curated record. Gene Ontology annotation, cellular component: mitochondrion.